Messenger RNA from Stereum hirsutum FP-91666 SS1, 1225 nucleotides. RefSeq lists its product as uncharacterized. The record is from RefSeq and is a predicted model, not a curated record. Lineage: Eukaryota; Fungi; Basidiomycota; Agaricomycetes; Russulales; Stereaceae. The transcript is spliced from 20 exons. Bases 1 to 951 code for a protein of 316 amino acids.
AUGCCGUCUCUCAUUCCUCUCGAUAACUUGCUCGGGGUCGCCUUUAUUGGUGUGAUCAUAUCAACUGCGAUCUAUGGUAUCACUUGCUUGCAGGUGUAUCAUUACUACACCAAGCACUGCGCGCAGGACAGCGCGUUCCUCAAAUCAUUUGUCGCGGCGUUACUAGUCCUUGAUUCGCUCCAUGUGGCACUACUCGCAACUUUUUAUUAUCAUUAUACCGUCACCAAUUUCGGCGACUACGCGGUUCUCGCUGAAGAUACCUGGAGCUUACUUACUCAGGUUGCAGUCGGGGAUAUAUUGACUCUAUGCGUUCAAAUGUUCUUUGCCUUUCGGAUAUAUCAACUCAGCGGGAAUCGAAUGUUUAUUCCAAUUGUCAUAGUAUUGAUGGCCACAAUUCAGCUGGCACUGGCUAUAGCAUACAUCGUGAAAGGAUUCCACGUUCUUUUCUUCUCGAACUCUGCCGCAGACAUCCCGUAUACUACAAGUGCCUUGUCGAUAGAUAUCGCGUGCGAUACCAUCAUAACCAUUACGAUGAUUUACUAUCUCCAACGGAAUCGCUCCUCAUUUGAAAAGACUAAUCGCGCGAUCAAUCUGCUAAUCACAUACGCUCUAAACACCUGUCUUCUCACCACUCUAUGUACUUUGGCAUGCUUGAUCUCGUGGGUUACUUCAACAAAUGCUCUGGUCUAUGCAUUAUUCUAUUUCAUCCUCGUCCGCUUGUAUUCAUGCUCUUUCAUGUCGACACUCAACUCUAGACAAUUUGUCAGAGCGCAGCUUUCAGGUACAAGAGACGCGGAGGAGGUCAUUGCGUUGUCUACAUUCCAGGCAGCCCGUGGUGGACCUUCCCAUGAGACAUCGACUGGUGACCAGUCGCAUAGCGUGAAGGAAACAGCAUCGUCUCUUUCCGCUGUGACGUUCAAAGAUGGCACAAAACAUCCACAGUUGACGUAGAUUAUUUAUUAACGACAAUUCCUCUCGCUGAAGGAUCAUCAUACGGUGUUUUAUGACGACUUAUCUUUGUACCGAACAACCUUCUUAUAUUGUCUGGUUCGCUGUUGAAUCGAUGUAGGGACACGAAGUCGUUGCCUCCUGCGUAAUUUAUUAUGUUCCCAUUCUUUUUCCUCUCCCAUGUUGAAGACCAGGGCCAUAUGUACCAGCUCCAUUUGUCUGUAGUAUGUUUCGAAUGGUUGUUAAAUGGUCCCAUGUACAUAUUAUUUGCAACUCG